Mizuhopecten yessoensis (Yesso scallop) is the source of this 1149-nucleotide messenger RNA. RefSeq names its product E3 ubiquitin-protein ligase MIB2-like. The record is from RefSeq and is a predicted model, not a curated record. Gene Ontology annotation, cellular component: cytoplasm. Bases 127 to 1134 code for a protein of 335 amino acids. Gene Ontology annotation, molecular function: ubiquitin-protein transferase activity; zinc ion binding. The transcript is spliced from 7 exons. Gene Ontology annotation, biological process: protein ubiquitination. NCBI's taxonomy places the organism in Eukaryota, Metazoa, Mollusca, Bivalvia, Pectinida, Pectinidae.
UGGGGAUUUCGUGUGAUUACCUUCCUGUAUCAUAACAGUCUCCAUAAACACCCCAUCGAGACAGUCCGGAACCGGACACGGUCACUUAUACAGGACACCUCGAGAGAAGCUACGUGUGUAUAAAACAUGUCUGUGGGCUUGCGUGUUGUGCGUGGUCCAGACUGGAGCCAUGGAAACGUCGAUCAAGGUGAAGGUCACAUGGGAACGGUUGUCAAGGAUGAUAAGGAUAACUACGACGUGAUCUGGGACAAAGGCGGAAAAAGUAACUGCCGAGCGGGCAAAGGAGGCAAAUAUGACUUGCGGAUUUUGGAUAAUGCCCCUAUCGGUGCAAAGCAUACGGGGGUGAACUGUAAGAAUUGCAAAAAUAAGAAUUGCAUACAUGGCAUGCGAUGGCAGUGUACACAGUGCCCGGAUGUUGACCUCUGUAGUCAGUGCUACUUCACGAACGCCCACAGCCUAGACCACGCCUUCAAGCGUAUGGACAGGUCCGGCGGCACGUGGGUGACCGUAUCGAAGAGGUCCAUUGGUACCAAGAUCCGGGCCCUAGGAAUCUUCCCCGGAGCCAAGGUUCAGAGGGGACCUCACUGGGAGUUCGGCGACCAGGAUGGUGGUAUGGGGUCCAAAGGGUCCGUAGUUGACAUCCGACCUUACGGGUCUGCAAUUGGUACGAGAAAUGCGGUGAAGGUGAAAUGGCCAAACGACGAGUCGAACGUGUACCGAGUGGGCAGCCAGGGGAAGGUGGACGUUAAGUGUGUCGAGGAGGCGCAGGGCUUUUACUACUACAGGGAACACCUGCCAGUCGCCGGAACGACAGGUGAUACCGGGAUUAGACCGAAAGUGACCAACACCCCAAACGCUCCAAAUCCUACCCCGCCAAGGUCGCAAUUCAAGGUCGGGGACAAGGUCUGCGUCCAUCUCCCGGCCGAAUCACUAAAGGAGGUGCAGAGAGGGCACGGGGGGUGGAGCAUGCGCAUGAGUGAGUGUGUGGGGGAGACAAUGAAGGUGAAGAGGAUGGUCGAUGACUCUACAGUUGAGGUGGAACACAACGGGACUACGUGGCAGUUCUACAAGGGGGCGCUGUCUAAGGUGGGUGUAUUUAUAUGCCAAACGGGUCUACAAGGGGGCGCUGUCUAAGGUGGGUGUAUUUAU